CCUAGCAGCGAGCAGCAGCAGCCGACGCGAACAUGAGGCCCCCGCAGUUCGGAGCAGACAUCACCAACCAGGCGGCAGUGAUGCACUGCACCCGCAUGGCCGGCAGGGCAAUCAUCCGCGUCGUGGGCAGAUGCACCGAGGCGCAGGAGAACAACAAUCUGGACCUCUCGGAGUGCCAGCUGAUGCAGGUGCCCGAUGCUGUGUACCACCUCAUGAGGCACACGGCGCUCAAGGGCUGCAACCUGUCUAGCAACGUCAUUACCAAGCUGCCGCCCAAAUUCGCCGUCAAAUUCUCGUUGAUCACAGAUCUAAACUUGGCAAGGAAUCAGAUGAGCAGGCUUCCAGAUGAGUUGGCAGACCUAAAUGAGCUGAUUCAUUUGGAUAUUUCCCAUAACUCAUUCACAACGCUACCCCAUGCUGUGUACAAAAUGCCAAAGCUGGUGAAAUUGAGUGCACACAACAACUACAUUAUUGAUGUAGAGGUAGAAAGGCUACAGGAGGCACCCAGUUUGCAGGAGGUAGACCUGCAGAAUAACCCACUCAGUGCAAGAACGCAUACAGCACUGGAGGCGGUCACCUCUCCUCACAUACUAGUGAGUGUAAGGGAAGUGGAGGACUGGGAAGACCUCACUGUGUAAUAAUUCAAGAGUUGUUUUUAGAUUCAAUCUCAGUAUGACUCAUUUUAAUUGAAUAUGUGAUUGUUACCAGAGUGCUUUCCAUUUGUAUUGUACAGAUUAUUUUUACUCAAUGUAUCCUCUAUUCACAUUCUGCCAGCAGUAUUAAGGAGUGAAAGAAAGAGGGCAACAUUAUGUAAUUUGAUCUGUACACCUGUGGUAUUAUUUUAAUACAAGGUUUAGCCUGUUGAUGUGUGAAUAUCUUUACACAUAUUCUUCAGUGUUUCUGAGAAACACUUCAAUCACAUGUUAAAUGUUGUAUAUUUAUUACUGACUGUACGUUUCUGUGUAACAUUGUGAAGUAGUAACUAAUUUUUUAUAAUUAGUAGAAAACACAUGAAAAAUAAACAUGCUGUACUUUAUUAGAAGAUAAUACCAAAUACAGAUCACAUUGAGACUAGUGUCGAUAUGAGAGUAAAAUUGUCAUUUAAUCUGAAUUUGUUAAUCUGAGAUCCAACAGCACAGUUCAUUUUUUGAACAAUUUUUAAUUCAUUGUUGACAGUAGUGUAACUGCUGACUAGUUAUUAGGCAACAGGUCCACUACUGAAGAAUUUAAAUCAAAAUUUAAAGUAGUAUUGUCUUUUCAGCCUAGGAAUUUGGCUGUGAAAAUGACACUGUUACUAUAGAAAAAAGAUAUUCAGAGGAGCCCGAGCACUAUUAAAUGCAGUGCAUGAAAUGUACAACUACAAUUUUUUACAUUUUUUUAACUCAGCAUUUGAGUGAUCAUUCAUAGUUCAGGUAUUUUGUUUAAUGUGUCACGUGUGCCUUUCUAAGUCACCUGUCUUGGAGAAGCAAUUAUGUUCAUCAAAUGGCCAGGAAUACUUAAGUACCUCAUAUCAAACAGAUGGAUCCUUAAUUAAUAUAGACAGUAAUUAUAUUAUACAGGGUCAAAUAUGUCUCUACUGUGAAGUGCCCUAUAAUGACUUCGUAUUUAUAAACUUUGUACACUCAGUAUAUCUCCAUGUAUUGUGACGAUGAACUAUGUACAAAGUAUUUACAUAUUAACUGAGUACAUUUCUUUGCAUACUCAGAUGUAGCAACACACUGCUGGAACUUUUAUCUUUACUGCAAGAAGCCCAUUGCGUGAAACUUUUCACUUUUGUUUUCAAGGUGAAAUUAUAUAGCUAAUGACAAAUCUCAAAACACAAUUUUUCCACAGUUUGUAUUGACAGCAGUAAAAUUUACCUCACGAGCUGCCAAUGGUCUCCAUUAUAUUGAGUAGUAUUGAAUUAAUUUGUAUCCAUAAAUUCUGAAUUAAAUUUUCUCUGCCUGAUAAAAAUAAAAUAAAAAAUAAAUACACGAAAAAUACAGGCAGCUGAACUCCCAUUUUUUUAUCUGCUCAUCAGCACUCAGUAUCCAAAGGGAAUUAAAUAGCAGCUCAAUUACAUAGUUCCUAGAUGUGGAACUUUCUAAUAAUAAUGAAAGAAAGUUACCCACAUAAAGCAGGUGCUUUCACUAAUAAAGUAUCCCUUUAAAUUGUUUGCACAUGUAUAUUAAUUCAGUGUGCAGUUUGAAGAUAUGCUCACUUUAUUUGUCUACAGUCUGAGCAAGUGACGAUUUAUGAAAUAAACAGAAUAAACACAUUUUUAAUCAUUGUCUAUGAUAUUUUCAAUACUGUUAAUUGAGAGGCUUUUGAGGCAUGACUGAAAAAAAAUUACAAUUUUUAAGAUAAAUUAUGUAAACAACAAAUCAGAAAUAUAUUUCAGUGUCACUCUCAAACAUAAACUAAUUCAGAAGUCUGCAACAAUACUGUACACAAGCAGUAUGUGCUUAAAAAGCAGACUUUUGUUGUAGUCAAUGCCUGUAUGUUAUUUAAAUCAAACAAUUGUAUAUUUACCAAGUAGAAUCACCAGCCACAAACACUGUACUCUAAUGAGUAUGAUCUCAUGAAUGUACCUGUAAAACUAUUCAGCUUGGAUUUUAAACUAUGUAUUUUACAACAGCAUGAGAGAACCUGAUAAAAAUGUGUCAGUCAGUGACAAGAUUAGUUUGAAGGUUAAAAACAUUUAUUUGAUGUAAGUAGAAAUAAUUUUAACUGUGUUGUAGAUUUGUGAUGAGUCAUUUUAACAGUAUUUUAUUUUUUUAUG
Molecule: messenger RNA, 2761 nt
Organism: Schistocerca piceifrons (Central American locust)
Lineage: Eukaryota; Metazoa; Arthropoda; Insecta; Orthoptera; Acrididae
Product: leucine-rich repeat-containing protein 20-like
Exons: 4
Coding region: 33-638 (201 amino acids)
Molecular function (GO): protein binding
Source: RefSeq, a predicted model, not a curated record